This is a messenger RNA of Coregonus clupeaformis (lake whitefish), 1481 nucleotides long. RefSeq lists its product as uncharacterized. Lineage: Eukaryota; Metazoa; Chordata; Actinopteri; Salmoniformes; Salmonidae. The record is from RefSeq and is a predicted model, not a curated record. Gene Ontology annotation, molecular function: serine hydrolase activity. The transcript has 3 exons. Bases 357 to 1367 code for a protein of 336 amino acids.
GUUCGUUUUUGCGCGCCCACUGCAUGAAACCAAGCGCACGAGCAAAACCAGGACACGGAAGCAGACGCGGGGCGGCGCAAAAUCGAAUAGACUCAGGAUCUUGAAAGCUGUGGUUAUUUCCCACCCUACUCGUAUACCGAGUUCGUUUAUAACGGACGGGUCAAAUUAAUGCUCGAAUCUAUUUAACGGGUUAAUUCACAGAAAGAAGACUGGAGGAUGGGUAGAUAUUCAACCUCUAUGACGAUUCUCAAAUUCUUCAUCGGGUACAGUUGCAGAAUGCUAUGAACGCUGCCUGCUGUGUGUGACGUUGGCUUUGUUUGAAGAAGUUGCAUGAAACUGGUAACUCCCACUCAGACAUGUCUACGCUAGUGGGAGAGGGGCGGGUCAUAGCCCAGAGAGUCACCAGAAGCAUCACCUACUACUACACCAGACGGACACCAGGGGGCGAUACCCCCUCCCCCUCUCCUCCCACCAUCUCCCCCACCCCCUCCUUAUCCUCCCAUCUAGACGCUCCUCUUCCCUCCUAUUCCCUCUCCACCCCCUUUCUCUCAGACACGCCCUCUCACCCCACCGUUUCCUCAACUCUGACUCCUUCCGCUUCGGAUGUACCAACCCUCUCUCCAUCCUCGCCCUCCUCCUCCUCCUCCCGUCCCCUCCUCCUGCUCCUCCCUUGGCUUGGCGCCAAACCAGGGGCCAUGGCGAAGUACCGGGACCUCUACCUGGAACGCGGCCUGGACAUCCUAUCUGUGGAGAGUGCUGUGUGGCACUUCCUGUGGCCUCGCUGGGGGCUGGAGUAUGGGGCCGAGGUCCUGGAGAUCCUGGACGACCCACGUUUCAAAGGGCGCCCCCUUCUGGUCCACACCUUCUCCAUUGGCGGGUACACCUUCACCCAGCUGCUUAGCCAGAUGGUCAGGGAGCCACACAAGUACCCGGGCCUGGCCCAACAGGUCGUAGGACAUGUGUAUGACAGCCUGGUGGUUGGGUCGCUGGAGCAUAUGGCUACAGGCCUGGGCAGGACCCUGUUCCCUCGUAUCGAGCCCCUGGUGCGAUACACCGCUAUGCUAUACUUCUGGCUCUUCAAGUCCCAGACGGUGCACUACUACGACAACGCAGUCCAGGUCUUCUACAACAGCCCCGUCACCGCCCCGGCGCUCUUCUUCUUCUGCGAGAAUGAUGCGCUGUGUGACCCCGUCGCCAUGGAGGCGGUCAUCGACUUCUGGAGGAAGCGGGGCGUUGCUGUGGAAACCAGGAAGUGGAAGGAGUCUGUGCACGCCGCUCAUCUACGCUAUCACCCGGAGGAGUACCUCUUGACGUUAGAGACAUUUUUGAACUCCCUCAACAUCGCCCCCCCCAGGGCUAAGAUGUGAACGGCUCAUGUGCUAAUCACAAUGGGGGGAAUAAUUCAAUAAAGCCUGAAUACUCAUGUUCAAAGGGAGUCUGCAUGUUUUACUUCCCUGUUGCAAUAAUAACUACAUAUCCAA